AUGGCUUAUAAACUUUUCGUGAAACAUACAAUCAAGGUCUUGGAAAAUGGUAAGCAAUUAUGGAAACAGAGAGGGAAACUCCGCAAGAACGAUGUGGUGUCAUGCAGGCACAUGAGUGUUCAGAAUGAGAGAAGAAGACUCAUAUUCGAAGAGUCGCCAAGGUUGAGACUUGACACGGACUUGUCAUCUAUGACGGGUUGGCUGGCAUGGAGAGCGCUGGCGAGACAUGGUCUAAGAGACUCCUAUAUCACUGUGAGACUUUGCAAGGGUAUGACGUGUGUGAUUUAUGUAGAAAGGUCACUCCCCAAGAUAACUAGCCAGGAUGAUGACGGCCCUAACAACCAAACGCCAUACACUGGAGCCGGGAACUUCGAGCCAAUUCCCCACGACCACGACUUCUGCGAGAGAGUCGUUAUAAACGUCAGCGGUCUCCGGUUCGAGACGCAACUCCGAACGCUCCACCAAUUUCCGGAGACGCUCCUGGGCGAUCCCUCUCGAAGAAUAAGAUACUUCGAUCCACUUCGAAAUGAGUACUUUUUCGACCGUAACCGGCCCAGUUUCGACGCCAUCCUUUAUUACUACCAGAGCGGCGGGAGACUCAGACGACCCGUCAAUGUGCCUCUUGAUGUAUUUGCGGAGGAGAUCAAAUUCUACGAGCUCGGCGAGGUGGCCAUCAACAAAUUCAGGGAGGAUGAGGGCUUCAUCAAGGAGGAAGAGCGCCCACUCCCGGACAAUGAGUUCCAGCGGAAGGUGUGGCUUCUCUUUGAAUACCCUGAGAGCUCGCAGAAUGCCCGCGUUGUGGCAAUUAUUUCCGUCUUUGUUAUUCUCCUGUCCAUUGUGAUCUUUUGCCUUGAGACGCUACCGGAAUUCAAACAUUAUAAGGUGUUUAAUACGACGAACAACGGUACAGUGGUCGAGGAGGAUGAGGUACCGGAGGUGACCGAUCCCUUCUUCCUCAUAGAAACCAUUUGUAUCAUUUGGUUUUCCUUUGAACUACUAGUGAGAUUUUUCGCGUCGCCGCUUAAAGGAGCAUUUAUGAAAGACAUCAUGAACAUUAUCGAUAUUGUAGCUAUCAUUCCUUACUUUAUUACGUUGGCUACUGUCGUCGCUGAGGAAGAGACGGAGGAAUACGUUAUUCCGGCGGAGAGUCUGUCGCCGCACGAGAAGGGGUCAAACCAGGCCAUGUCCUUAGCCAUUCUUCGCGUCAUUCGUCUGGUUCGAGUCUUCAGAAUAUUCAAGCUUUCUCGUCACUCCAAGGGCCUCCAGAUCCUGGGAAGAACGCUCAAGGCAUCAAUGAGAGAGCUCGGGUUGCUCAUCUUCUUCCUCUUUAUCG
Molecule: messenger RNA, 1333 nt
Organism: Penaeus vannamei (Pacific white shrimp)
Lineage: Eukaryota; Metazoa; Arthropoda; Malacostraca; Decapoda; Penaeidae
Source: RefSeq, a predicted model, not a curated record